Molecule: messenger RNA, 402 nt
Organism: Alnus glutinosa
Lineage: Eukaryota; Viridiplantae; Streptophyta; Magnoliopsida; Fagales; Betulaceae
Product: auxin-responsive protein SAUR68-like
Exons: 1
Coding region: 1-402 (133 amino acids)
Biological process (GO): response to auxin
Source: RefSeq, a predicted model, not a curated record
AUGGUAAGGAAGUGGAAGAAAAUGGCCGGCAUUGAUCGGAGGAGAGCCAUCCCACUGCCAAAACAGAGCUAUAGGCAAACUCAUAAGGGUCACUUUGUGGUAUAUACCGCCGAUAAGAAGCGGUUUGUGGUGCCCUUGGCUUGUUUGGGCAGCAAAAUCUUUAAAGAGCUAUUCAGAAUGUCUGAGGAGGAGUUUGGGCUACCGAGGGAUGGGCCAAUCACUUUGCCGUGCGACGCAGCUUUCAUGGACUACGUUAUCUCAGUGGUCCGAACCAGCUGUGUCUCAGAGCUCGACAUGAUCAUGGCAAUGUCGCUACCCUCUUGUGCAGCAGUCUCUGAAGGGUUAAGUUGUCGUCAAAUAUCCAUCCAUCAUCCAUGGCUUCUGAUGCAUGCAUACAUGUAG